AUGGCGGUGGAUCAAGCCGUACGCAAUUACUCCCAAUAUCGCAAUCUGAACCUCAGUCUUUCGUUUCAACUCCUCAACAACUUCCGGUCCACAGUUCUUCCACUACCAUCAAAGAUGCAGUUCUUCACCAUCAUCGCUCUCUUGGCGCCUCUGGCCCUCGCAGAGACCUGGAACCUUUCGGGCACAUGCUCCAACGACCUCACUUGCGAGAUCGACGACCAGUACACCAGCUCUACGCUGGUUUGCGGCAACCAGAACGGACACUUCUCUGGCGAAGGCAAUGCAGGAAAGACGAGUUGCACUCCUGCUGGCACCAAGUGCACUCAUGUCUGGACUUGCUAG
This is a messenger RNA of Colletotrichum phormii, 342 nucleotides long. RefSeq lists its product as uncharacterized. The record is from RefSeq and is a predicted model, not a curated record. Bases 1 to 342 code for a protein of 113 amino acids. NCBI's taxonomy places the organism in Eukaryota, Fungi, Ascomycota, Sordariomycetes, Glomerellales, Glomerellaceae. The transcript has 2 exons.